AUGUGCGUCGUCGUAGGCUCCAAACCCUCAAGCACCACCUCCCCGGAGCCGUCGACGCCAGAUUCGCCCUCGCUCGGCGACUACAAGCUCGCCAAGAACAAGAGCACGACCAACCUGCUGUCCCAAUCCAACCCGUCCCUCUCCGUGAACACCGUGCGGCCGCGCAUGUCGUUCGACGCAGGUUCCUUGCGUGACUAUGACAGGCUGACGAGGUCGCCCAUCGUUCCCGAACACGAGCAUGGUCUUGGAGCUUCAGGCCUGCGUCGCAUACGGCAGCGCCAACAGUCCGUCAGAACAGGACCCACCCCCACCUCCGCUGGGCCCUCGAGAGCCGGCUCCAUAAACAUCUCCAUCCCUCCCACCCGCCAUCCCUCGACCACUCUGCCCUCCGGUCCGAGCUCCCCGACCUGGCAAUUCUCCGAAGACCUCUCCCGUUUCCCCUCGGAAUCACUCCAUUCCUUCUCCUUUGCCCACCAAUCCGAGGAUUUCAUGCACAACCGGCAAAACGUCCUGAAGCGCUCCAUAGACUUCAUGCGAGACAAGCUGGGAUGGGCUGCUACAAAUCCGGGAAUUGCCAAUGCACAGGCGCGCUUGAGCGGUGAUCAGGAAGUCCAGAGCAUGGUGGACCUUUUAUCUCGGGCAAACUUGAUCGGGCAGGAGGCCCAGCAGGCGCAUGGCCUGGGUGUACCAGGCCCCAUCACAGGUCCGGCCGAUACCUCUGGAGACAACAUAUUCGAGAAGAACUUCGUGCCGCGGACGGAGAGCCCGGAGCCUCUGGACGAGAACGUGGCUGUAACCAGCCCCAAGAGCGACGCCCCCUUCUCGCCGAUUGAAAACAAAACACCCGGGGAAGACUCGCUUUUGUUGGAGAAGCAAGCAAGUGGUGAAGCCAUUGCCAAGGUCGUGUCUCGGGACUCCGGUGUCUCACCGACCUCGUCACCGCCGCAUCGCGUAUCCCGACUGGCUUUGAAGAGGACCUACACCGACACCGGACCCUUAAGCAUCCAAAGCAAACUUCACGACGCCCUUGCCCAACCUUACGUCUCGGCAGAACCUGCGGCACUCGACUCCCACAUUGUUCCCCCCGCUACAGCUUCCACCACCGGCACGCAAUCUGUUACGUCGGUUACGGGGUCACAUGCGGCUUCGGCACCUCACGGACACGGUAGUCGUUGGGCCCCAGCCGCCCAAGCCAUUUUUACCACUGAAGCGCAGUCUCCUUGGACCAUCACUGCAGCGAACGACCUAGCGUGUCUUGUGUUCGGCGUGACACGGCAAGAGGUGCGGAAAAUGGGCAUUCUGGAAGUUGUGCAGCCGGAGAGGAGGAAAUGGUUGGAAGAGAAGCUGAAAGACCCCGAAGUUGGCUCGCGGCAAGCGAACAAUGUCCCGAACCAAAAUCAAAAGCCAAAUCCAGCAGGCACAGUGGGGUUAGCCAAGGGCAAUGGUGUCACGGCAAAACUUUUGAGUAAACCGUCUUCACGGCAGGUUGCCCAAUCGCGACGAUCCAAGACCGAUGAUGGGAGCGGCUCAUCGAUGAUGGCCCGGAAAACCGUCAAAGGCGGCCUGAACCAUCAAGCCAACAAGUCUCGAGGCGUGCUCCUUUGCGGCGACGUGGUGCCCAUCCAGAAGCGGAAUGGUGCAACGGGAGCCGCAAGUCUAUGGGUCAAGGAGAAGCGCGGAGGCUUGAUUUGGGUGCUCGAGGAAAUCGCAGAAGACGUCGUCUUCGUUACCGUGGACGAAAUCGGGUCCGUCGUCAAGGGCCAGGGCAGCAUCGAGGCCAUCUGGGGCACGGAACGGGUGCGGCGAGGGAUGGACCUUGCGCGGCUGAUCCCUGAAAUUCCACGCAUUCCCGGUACGAACACGGGUGCGCUGGAUUUCGACAGGAUCGCCGAGCUGAAGACCUUCACCGCUCGCACCCAAAAUAGCAUUAACAUUCCCAUUACCGUGCACCAGGUGCCGGAGGAGCCGACAUUCCGCGUCUCUAGCUUCCCCCACAUUGCCGGUAUCGUCGUUCUGUCCGCCAGCACCCUUCAGAUCACUAGCUCCAACACCGUCUUUUCCUCAGCCCUCUUCGGUCAAGACAAACCCGACGGGCUGCACAUCACCGAGCUGCUCCCAAGCUUUGACAAGAUCCUCCAUGUCAUGACCGAUGAAGAUCAGAUCAGUCUGGUCGAUGGUAUCGUCAUUCCAGAGCACAGCUUCCGUCGCGCACGAGCUUUGCUCGCCAUUAGAGAGGGCAAAGAGGAUGCAGCUGCCAUCUUCCUGCGGCCCAGUGGCCUUCCAGCUAGGCAUCGUGAUGGCGCAGAAAUAAUGGUCGAUGUGCAAAUGAGAGUCGUUAAAAGCGAUAAGACACCCAAGUUUGAAGACCACGUCAUCGUAGAGGACGAAGAGCGCGUUGUACCACCCUCAUCUGAAGUCGUGUAUGCGCUCUGGGUCACAUACUCGAGACAUUUGCAUGCGGCUACCCACGGCGUCGGGCCCAUCACUCCUUUGAUUUCGAGACCUGCCACGCCGCCCCACCAGCCGUCUCCUGGGCAGAGCGUCAGCAUGCUGCAUCCCGAAGAGGCAGAAUCUACCGAUAGCUCCAAAAGAGACACCCCUCCUGGAACUGGCGUGUCCCUCUUGACGAAGCAGAUCAAGCAAGCGACAGAGCAACCCGUAGCAGAAGUGCCCGUGCCUCCGAAAGCACCUGAAGAAACACAAGAACCAGCCCCACCAUCGAAAAAGAAGACCAUUAAUGAUUUUGUUGUUCUCGAGGACAUGGGCCAAGGUGCUUACGGCCAGGUCAAGCUAUGUCGGUACAAGAACAGCAACAAGAAGAUGGUCAUCAAGUACGUCACCAAACGACGUAUCCUUGUCGACACCUGGACCCGCGACCGUCGAUUGGGUACGGUGCCGCUUGAAAUCCACGUGCUUGAUUAUCUGCGGCGGGACGGCUUAAAGCAUCCCAACAUUGUCGAGAUGGCCGACUUUUUCGAAGACGACGUUAACUACUACAUCGAGAUGGUGCCGCACGGGCUACCGGGUAUGGAUCUGUUUGACUACAUCGAGCUGCGAGUCAACAUGGACGAGAACGAGUGUCGUAAGAUUUUUGUCCAGGUGGCCGAGGCGCUGCAUCACUUGCACACGAAAGCCAAGGUCGUACACCGCGAUAUUAAAGAUGAGAACGUUGUUCUCGACGGCGAGGGUAACAUCAAUCUGAUCGACUUUGGCUCAGCGGCGUACAUAAAGAACGGGCCGUUUGACGUAUUUGUCGGCACGAUCGACUACGCCGCGCCCGAAGUGCUUGCCGGCAAGUCGUACCGUGGCAAGGAGCAGGACGUGUGGGCGCUGGGCAUCCUGCUAUACACGAUCGUGUACAAGGAGAACCCCUUUUACAGCAUCGACGAGAUCAUGGACCACGAUCUGCGCGUGCCGUACAUCAUGAGCGAGGAGAGCAUCGACUUGAUCCGCCUCAUGCUGAACCGUGACGUCGAUGAGCGCAUUAGUAUCGGGCAGGUGCUGGAGCACCCGUGGUGUAAGAUGCAGGGUUAG
Molecule: messenger RNA, 3534 nt
Organism: Aplosporella prunicola CBS 121167
Lineage: Eukaryota; Fungi; Ascomycota; Dothideomycetes; Botryosphaeriales; Aplosporellaceae
Exons: 3
Coding region: 1-3534 (1177 amino acids)
Biological process (GO): negative regulation of glycogen biosynthetic process; protein phosphorylation; intracellular signal transduction
Cellular component (GO): cytosol; cytoplasm; nucleus
Molecular function (GO): protein serine/threonine kinase activity; ATP binding
Source: RefSeq, a predicted model, not a curated record